Molecule: messenger RNA, 2999 nt
Organism: Culex quinquefasciatus (southern house mosquito)
Lineage: Eukaryota; Metazoa; Arthropoda; Insecta; Diptera; Culicidae
Gene: Rab3
Product: ras-related protein Rab-3
Exons: 6
Coding region: 471-1130 (219 amino acids)
Biological process (GO): protein localization to plasma membrane; protein secretion; regulation of exocytosis
Cellular component (GO): endosome; synaptic vesicle; plasma membrane
Molecular function (GO): GTPase activity; GTP binding
Source: RefSeq, a predicted model, not a curated record
GGAGGCAAUCAUUUCGAACAUUGCUGUGCGCAUGUUCACAUUUUGGGCUCUGUUUGUAUGUGAUCAAUAAAUGAAUUCUGUUGCUGCAAGGCUAAUGUCACUUGGAAGGCACAAGAAAAGUGUCGCUCGAUAGUUUGUAAAUUGUUCGAUAUCAGACUAUCCGAAAAUAUCUCAUGCGUCAAUAGUACCAGUGAAAUCAAUCAGGAAGUGUAAAUUAAUCAUUUGAAAAAUAUCUUUUUAAAUUUUCACUCACUUGCAAUUUAUUGUGGGAGCUGUAGUGAACAAGUGCAUGUAUUGAUUCUUCUGCGUAAAUUUGCCACAAGUGAGCUUAUCGUUUGAGUUUGCUUGUGUUAUAAUACAAGCAACAGCAACUACAUUAAGUGAGAAAUUGCAGAUAAAUUUGUUUAAAAAAACUACCCAAAGCUAAUUAUUCUACAGAACGGUUGCUGCUUGUUGCUGAGUUAACACAAAUGGCUGCCGGAGACCCAAAAUGGCAAAAAGAUGCCUCGGACCAAAACUUCGACUACAUGUUCAAGCUGCUCAUCAUCGGAAAUUCUAGUGUAGGAAAAACAAGUUUUCUUUUCCGAUACGCUGAUGACUCGUUUACUUCCGCGUUUGUAUCGACGGUAGGAAUUGAUUUUAAGGUGAAAACGGUUUUUCGACAUGAUAAACGCGUUAAGCUGCAAAUUUGGGAUACUGCCGGACAGGAACGCUACCGCACAAUCACUACUGCUUACUAUCGGGGAGCGAUGGGUUUCAUUCUUAUGUAUGAUAUCACUAACGAGGAGAGUUUCAACUCUGUCCAAGAUUGGGUGACUCAGAUCAAAACCUACUCGUGGGAUAAUGCACAAGUUAUUCUGGUAGGAAACAAAUGCGAUAUGGAAGAUGAACGUGUUAUAUCGUUCGAACGAGGAAAGCAACUUGCUGAUCAGCUUGGGGUUGAGUUCUUCGAAACUUCAGCCAAAGAAAAUGUCAAUGUUAAGAACGUUUUCGAGAGACUGGUGGACAUUAUCUGCGACAAGAUGUCUGAGAGCUUAGACUCUGAUCCAGCCUUGGUUGCCGGCGGCCAAAAAGGACAAAGACUUACAGAUCAGCCCCAAGGUCCACCAAACGCAAAUUGCAACUGCUAAAAACACUUUGUACCGUGAAAUCAACAGUGAGUCGUACUAAACAGACUUACGAAUACAUAAUUACUAGGAUACCCCACAUACUGAGACACAAACGGUAAAGCGCUCCUUUUAUUACUGAAAAUCAAUAUAAAGUACGUGUGAAAAAAGUACGUUACGCACUCGGCAAAUUGCAAACAUUCUUAAAUUGGAGGAAUGGUCACAUGAUUGUUAAGCAGACCUAAUAAUGUUUUGUUGUAUACUACAGCCAUACUCCGAUUUUAUCAUCUCUGAAACAUCACGCAUUUUAUUUCAAGUUUAUUUCUGUAGGAUUAAAAUAAUAAAAAAAAUAUUAUUAUGUAUUUUUUUUCUUCAAUAGAGCGGACAACAGUCCGAUACCUUUGAUUAAGGUUGAUAAAAUCGGAACAUCUCUGUAUUUUGUCGAACAUUGAUUAAAUCUACAAUUUUAUCCAUGUAGCACUGUAUAAAAAACCAUAUGAUGUUGUUUACCAGAUACGCUGAUCUGUUUUGAGCUGUAAUUUGAAGACAAAGUUAAGCUUAGUAUUAUAUCAUGUGAAAUAUAUGAUGCAGGAUACAAACACGAAUAAUUAACGAAUUUAUGUUUAAAAUUGAGCAUAUAAGCUAAUCAGAUAUUGUGAAACGCAUAAUUAUUACACAUGUUGUCAUUCCACAUAGCGAUCAAUAGAACAACAAAGACGGUCUCGAUAUCCAAGAAAGAUUUAUAUGGAACCAGGUAAGAGUGGACUUAAGCGAUACCUUCAUUAUUGCAAAAGGCGACUAAAACGUUAUUGAUUACCACUUUUUUUUCAUUUUCUUCAAACGAAAAGUUAUUUGAUCAGAAGAAAACUAGAUGAUGAUCGAAACCAAAUAAGAAUAUUGAGUAAAUCGAUAUGAAACAAACAAUCUUUGUUUAAUUGAGCGUCAGUGCCAACAACUGGAUCUGUCCGAAAAAUGCGAUGAUCAAAGCUAAUACAGUCAAAUUUCAAAAUAAGUUACUCUACUCGAAAAUAGAGCAAAUAAAUGAAUAUUCUUUAUGGGAUUGAAUUGGAUGUCGAGCUCGAAUAUCCUAUACUAUAUAUUUUCACGGAAAGAACUUAAUGCUUUUCAACAAUGAGGUAAUAAAAUAGAAACAAAAAUCCCUUUGAACCGUACAGUAUUUCUCCUAUCAUUUUUAUGUUUUGCAACAUUUAAAGAAGCUUUGAAUAUAAUUCAGGUGUAGAAAAUAUAUCAGCGUAAAAGAGACGCACUUUGCCAUUAAAAUCUAAACGAUCGAGUUCAUGAACCUAAUUAAAUUUCAUUUUAGAAUAUGUAAUUGCUAAGUUUGUAGACAUAGUUAAAACAGAUUUUUUUAAAUAUUUCCUUAGUUUUGUACUUAUGAUUUCGUUUGAAUUGCCUUUAUUAAUCAAAAUAAUUAUAGUUAGACUAAGUGGUAAAAGUAUGCUUUUUAUCAGCUAAUCAGGCUUAAUAAUCUUACAAUAACUAAUUUCAUCAACUAUGAUUUCGUUAACUAACAAUACCCAAAAUUCAGUCUUUAAGUGAUAAUCCAGUAGAAUUUUGAUUCAACACUGAAAUGAUUUAGUAGAAUUUGAUGUUUCAAAAUUACACGGCAUGUAAAGUAUGUUUUGAAAAUCCUAGCAGAAUGUAUGAGUAUAAAAAGUAUAAAGGUACAGUUUAGUUCUUGACACACACUUGAUCUGGAAACAUAAAUUCCCUGUGUACACAAGAAAAACUUUCCCAAGCAUUUAAGAAUGAAUAGAACAAUUAACGUAUAAACGUAAAAAUGAUCAGACAUAAUUAAAUUACCUUUAUUGUUGUAACAAAACUACAUAUACAUAAUAAAACAAAGAAAUAUAACGAAAUAACGAUUACUCA